CAGGAGUACGAAGCUUCGCGGCAGAAGUAUGAUUCCGCGCAGCGCAACAGCGAUCAGGCGGGGUACCAGGCGAAGAUCACGCAGCUGAAGGACGACCAGGAGGAGUUGCACACGAAGCUGGAGAAGGAGCGCGAUCUGUACGAGUCGUACAUGUACGAGCUGCUGGCGGAGGAGGAAAACAUUGCCCUGUUCGUGAAGGAGUACGUCCAGCACCAGGAGCUAUACUACACGUCGGCUCUGCGCGAAAUACAGCACACGAUGCGCAGCAUGGACGGCUUGUUCCGGCGGAAUAAUAAGCAAAUCUUCAACACGCCAUUGCGCGAUCAUCUGAAGGCGACGAAUCGUAAGAUCGCUUACGUGAUCGAGCUGUGCGUCUGCUGUCUGCUGGAGAAGGGCCUCUACGAGGAGGGGCUGCUGCGGGUUGGCUGUGCUUCCUCCAAACUGCGGCGCAUGAUUUCGGCGAUCAACGCAAACUACGUAUCGCCCCCACUGGCGGACAAGUACAGUGAUCCGCACGUCGUGGCCGGCGUCCUGAAGAAGUACCUGCGCAGCCUUCCGGAUCCGCUGCUAACGUUCGACUUCUAUCCCGACUUCGUGACGGCCGCCCAGAAGCCGAGCGAUGCGCAGCGCAAGGCCGCCAUCCUGGACAUUGUGAACCAGUUGCCGCGCGAAAACUACGACAAUCUGCGCUACCUGACGCGCUUCCUCGCGUAUCUGGCCGAGAAGAACCAGGAAAACAAGAUGUCCCCGCAGAACAUUGCGAUCGUCAUGUCGCCGAACUUGCUGUGGUCACCGAACGAGAACGACAACUACAUGGACCAGGUGAACAGUACGGCCACGGUCAACACGAUCGUCGAGGCGCUCGUGGCCGACUGGUCGUUCUUCUUCGAUGGCGAGGUGAGCUUCUACGUCAGCAUGACCCGGGACGCGCUGUUCCCCGACAAUGGUGGCUUUCCGUUCGACAAGGAGCAGCACGUGCGGAGUGCCGGCGGCGGCGGCGGCGGUGGUGAGCUGAUGUCACGGUCAAUGUUCGUGACACCGACGACGGCAACGACGGCGCCCACCGUCGGUUCGAUGAUGACCGCAGGCAGUAGUCAGGAUGAGCUCCGGUUCGGCCGUGGCGACGGUGGCAAAGGCGGUGGCGGCGGAGGACAUGGUGGUGGUGGUGGUGGAGGCAGAGGCGCAGCAGGAGGACCAGCAUCACAUUCCCGCAGCAGUAGUCACGAUACUAGUCUUAUUCUAAUCAACCACAACAGCAACAGCAGCAGCAGCAACAGCAACACCAACAACAACAGCAGCGGUGGUGGUAACGGCGGAAGUACCGAUCAGCUCAAGUACCGGAGUCAAUCGAACAGCUCGCUAUCGGACCAUUCCAGUCCACCGCAGGAGGAGAGCAGCCCGAAACUACCGAUCAGGCGCAAGCACAACAAGCAAGUGGCCCCGACGCCACCGGACGCCGCUAGCGUUUAUCACGGGCGCGGAGUGCGCGGAGAGUUGAACAAUAAGCUUCACGCGAGCAACAGCUACUUUAGGCAGCUGAACAGCAACAGUUCGGCGGCGGCCGGUGGAACUAGCCACGGUGGAGACGGAGACGAAGGGUUUGCCUCGCUACAGCACCACGCGUACCGGCAGGCGCAGGCCGAGUACGAUCGACACGCGCAGCAGGCAACCGUGGCCGCCGCCACGCCGUUGCUGCGUGCCGAGAGUCACGACAAUCUGCUGAAACUGAAAUCGAGCGGCCAUGGCGGCGACAGUGCGGUAGAGAAAAUGGCGCCACCGCCACGGCCGGCCGCCAUCAGCGUGGACAGUCAGGUGCUGGGUAAGCUGAAGGCCAGUGUCGCCGCGAAUGCCGCACCAACGCCGCACCAACAACCAAAGCAACCAAAUGCUCCCAAUUGUGAUAGUAGUAGUAGUAGUAAGGAGAACAAGGAAAACAACAAUCGGGGAACGGCAGCAGCGGCGUCCGCAUUUCCUCCGCCCACAAAGCCUGUCGCCCUGCCCCGCACGACCAUUCUCGGGAUGAGUUCGUCGUCGGCCGCCCCUGCGAAAGCGACCAGCGGGAAUGGCAACAGUGGCGCAACCAGCGACAACAGUGACGGUGGCGAUUCCGCGUCCAAUUCCGCGGCUGCGGUGGUGAUCCGCGAGAAACCCGUCAUCCCGGAACGACCUGCCACGCUGCUGCGGCCGAUGAGCUUCAAGGGCUCGAUACCGGAGAUAUCGAAAGUGAGUGAGGGAACGAACACCGUCAUCAGUGGGCUCUCGCUGGGCAGUGGAGGGUCCACUUCGCUCAAGAAGGCGCAAAGUUUCCGCGGAGAAACGUCCACCGGGAGUAGUGGAGGUUCCAGUGGUGGCGGUGGCGGCGGCAUCAUUCGGUUCGGCGGUGGUUCGGCUUCGGCGGCGUCGGGAAACAAUGGCACGGUGGUGGAAAAGUCCACGGCCGAUCUCGGGACGCUCGAAAGGACGCAAAUUUACAAUAUCGACAAGCAGCAGGUUGCCUUCAUCGAUGUGGUCAGUGAGGAGGAUACGGUGGGUAGAGUGACCGGUCCGGUGAGGGGCGGAUCGACACGAAAGGAACGGCCCGAACCGUUACCGGCCAGCACUGCGGUGAUCCUCGACACCAUCGCCGUGCCACAGGGAACGCCACCGUUGGCCAUGAUGGAAUCGACCGGAUCACUCGGGAGCGACAUCCAGUCACCGGUGAAUCCGGUGGCGACCACCGGCAACACUAGUCUACAGCACGUGCCGCAGUCACCGCGGGGAAUGGACCCGAAAAUCAAACGGCCACAGGUCCCAGCUCCGCCACCACCGGUCGGGCGACCAAAAUCGUCCGACUCGACCGACUUAUAACAGUUCGGGGAGAUACUGAUCUAGAAUCCGGACGCCAGAUCCGGAGCUUUACCGCCGCCGGAUCUUUGCCGAGUGAAAAGUGUAUUUAGCGCUGCAUGGCGCCCGCGCCGCUCACCUUCGCUUGCCGCUGCAUGUCACCUACCAGAAUGUUGCCUUUGAUUCUUCAUUUUGCCUAUUUUGUAUCCAUCCGUUCCGUUGCGCCUCUUGAUUUAAGAUUAGCUUACAAAAUCUAGACGAAUUGCUCGAUGGCGGUGCUGCUUACUAUUAGAAGUGGUGCCUCCUGGUGCCCGUUGAUCGGUG
Molecule: messenger RNA, 3147 nt
Organism: Anopheles cruzii
Lineage: Eukaryota; Metazoa; Arthropoda; Insecta; Diptera; Culicidae
Exons: 4
Coding region: 151-2847 (898 amino acids)
Biological process (GO): regulation of Rac protein signal transduction; signal transduction; positive regulation of GTPase activity
Cellular component (GO): intracellular anatomical structure
Molecular function (GO): GTPase activator activity
Source: RefSeq, a predicted model, not a curated record